UGGGAACCAACGGUAUAGAUGGCACAUGAAGUACCCCGAACCGGUCAAAUACUUCCCCCUCCCUUGCGAUGAAUUACCUAGACUUAGGUACAAGAUGGAACCCGCCCACAUUCCACAUUACCUCCUGCCCAACAACAUUCCACCUCACCUCCAAGCUCAAGCCGACCAAGCCGAACAACCCAAUCCCCAACCGGAGCAACCCGAGCACCAAGAGGGAUAUGAACAUGUCCAACAUGAUAUCCCCGACCUCCCCCAAAACCCGCCACCACAAGACUUCUUCCAACAACUCUUGGCGGGUCAACAAUCCCUCUUAACCGGUUUCCAAACAAUGAGCCUUGAUUACACUAAAAUGGGAGAGCAAUUCACCCAACUUCAAGGAGAAAUAGGCCAUUACCGGAACGAGCAACAAGCAAGAGACCGGCAAUUUGAUGCUUACCGGGAGGAGCAACGGUUGGCUUUUCAAAGGAUGGAGGAACAAAGGGCGGCCGACAUGCAACGAUACGAGGAAGACUACCGGAGGAUGUAUGGCCCGACAUAUUCUUACAUGUCCCAACUUGGCGGGUUUGCAUCCAUGGCCUCACCACCACCGGCACCUUCUUGGUAUAACCCCUCCGAUUGGGGUAACUUUGGCGGCUCUAGUUCCGGCAUGGGUGGUUAUGAUGGUGGGGACACCACUAUGGGAGAAGGAGGCGGUGAUGAUAUGCAUGGGAGCGGCUUUGGAGGAGGAUAUUAUGGUGGCGAGGGCGGGCACUAGGGAUAGUGCCAUGAUUCAAGUGUGGGGGAGGAAGAUCCUCUUUUGGACACUAUCUCUUGAAGAAGAAGGAGGAGGAGGAGAAAAAAUGAGAAAAAGAAGAAAUAGGAAGCAUAGGAGACCGUUAAACCCAAGGAAAUGUUGUUUUGUAACUUCAUUCACUAUACUUGGUGGUUUUAGUUUCUUAUUUCUUCCUAUCUAUGAACUCAUGAUCUUGUGAUGAACACGAUGUAAACAUUUGGUUUUACUCGAGGUCGAGUAAAGAAACUAAGUGUGGGGGAG
Cuscuta epithymum is the source of this 1033-nucleotide messenger RNA. The record is from the annotation of a GenBank genome assembly. NCBI's taxonomy places the organism in Eukaryota, Viridiplantae, Streptophyta, Magnoliopsida, Solanales, Convolvulaceae.